AUGACAUCUCGACUCGGCCUCGCCCUUUUGGCCCUAUGUGUACUUUGCUUAGUCAAUGCCAUGGAUUCUAGGCUAGUUUUUUUUCUAUUUAAUCAACUUUAAACAUCAUAAUUUUAUCAGUUUUCAUUAAAUCAUUGAGAUGAUUUGCAGGAAUUUCCGCGCGAAAAAGUGGUACUCAUGGAAUAAUGAGCUCGACAACAUCGCCGUAGCGAAAAAGUGGUGAGUGUGCAAGAUUUUUCAAUCUUUAAUUGACAAAUUUUUUUCCAAAUUCAAAACAAAUGACACGUGAAAAAGUUCUUGAAAACCUUAAAAAACCAACUUUGGGUCCCGUAACGAAAGAGGUGCACUUCUCUUAGGGUUACUGUACCUUCCAAAAACUCGCACGUUUUCAAUGUAGCAUUUUAUUAAGAAAAUAGUUGAAAAUUUGCCAGAACUCCUAAAUUAUUCUUGUUGAAAUAAACCUAUACUUUCUAAUAAAUUAAAUAAAUCCUCAAAAAUAAUGAUAAUUCGCUUAAUAUAAUUGAAAAUCAUUUUAUGCGGGUAUCGCAGCGAAAAGAAAACACUUCUCUUAGGAUUACUGUAGCUUCCAAAAACUCGCACGUUUUCAAUGUAGCAUUUUAUUAAGAAAAUGAGCGGAAAUUUCUCAAACUUUUUGAAUUAUUCUAGUUGAAAUUCGCUUGGAUAAUCCAGUGAAUUCGAUCAAUUCGCGAAAUUAGGAAUAACUUUCUUAAUACAAUUGAAAAUCAUUUUAUGCGGGUCUCGCAGCGAAAAAAGGUACACUCCUUUUUGCGGUUACUGUAGCACGCAAAAGUUGAAACGUUUUUUUCAAUAUCGCUUUUUUUAUUAAGAAAAUAAGCAGAACUUUCCGAAUUUUUUUCUGAAUUAUUCUUGUUGCAAUUCGCAUGGAUAAUCUAGGAAAUUCGAUCAAUUCGCAAAAAUUAGGGAUGAUUUUCUUAAUACAAUUGAAAAUCAUUUUAUGCGGGUCUCGCAGCGAAAAAGGUACACUCCUUUUGCGGUUACUGUAGCACGCAAAAGUUGAAACGUUUUUCAAUAUCGCUUUUUAUUAAGAAAAUAAGCAGAACUUUCCGAAUUUUUCUGAAUUAUUCUUGUUGCAAUUCGCAUGGAUAAUCUAGGAAAUUCGAUCAAUUCGCAAAAUUAGGGAUAAUUUUCUUAAUACAAUUGAAAAUCAUUUUAUGCGGGUCUCGCAGCGAAAAAGGUACACUCCUUUUUGCGGUUACUGUAGCACGCAAAAAGUUGAAACGUUUUUUUCAAUAUCGCUUUUUAUUAAGAAAAUAAGCAGAACUUUCCGAAUUUUUUUCUGAAUUAUUCUUGUUGCAAUUCGCAUGGAUAAUCUAGGAAAUUCGAUCAAUUCGCAAAAAUUAGGGAUAAUUUUUCUUAAUACAAUUGAAAAUCAUUUUAUGCGGGUCUCGCAGCGAAAACACAUUCAAUCACAAAGGGAUUCGAUAGCCGUCUUUUUUUCUUGCUUUUUUUUGUAGUUUUUUUACUAUUAUUUUAAUAAAAAUCAAGAGAAAAAAAGAAUAAAAAAAUUCAAGAUUAUGUAGCUUAGACCUUCUAGUAUUUCAGAAAAAUUUCCGGAAGGCGUCUAAGAACAGCAAUUUUUCAACUAGAGAAUGGUAAAAUCUCAAAACUUUGAUAGUUUUCGGAAAAUUGGUUAUAUCUAGUUCUAAAAAAUGAAAAAAGGAGUAUUAUAGGUUUUUAUAAUAUUUUAAUCUUUAAAUCUUGACAUUUUUUUCUCAGCGUUUUUCUCAGCGCAAACGCAACGCUUUUGAGCCAUUCCAAGUGCGACCAAAGCUUAUUAGAAAUUUUAAAGAGUUAUUUUCGGUUUGGUCUACUUCAAAGUUGAUAUUCCAUUAAUUUGAAUAAUAAGAAUAAUCUUUUUUUCUUGCCGAAUUAUCUUUUAUUUCUCAAAAAAAUCAAGAAAAAAAUUUUUCACUCCAAAAAGCUAUCUAUAUCUAAUUUAUCCAUAAAGUAAUAAUUUUUUUAAAUUUUUUUAGGUACGACUGGCAAAACGUGCCGAACGCGCUGAACCAAAAAGCGCAGCGACGAGUUGAUUUUCGGGGAGGAAAGGCCCUUCAACUGGGGCCUCCACCGACUUCGAUAGCUUUCUAA
Caenorhabditis auriculariae is the source of this 2130-nucleotide messenger RNA. Lineage: Eukaryota; Metazoa; Nematoda; Chromadorea; Rhabditida; Rhabditidae. The record is from the annotation of a GenBank genome assembly.